This is a messenger RNA of Brassica oleracea var. oleracea, 785 nucleotides long. RefSeq names its product CLAVATA3/ESR (CLE)-related protein 22. Bases 252 to 554 code for a protein of 100 amino acids. The transcript has a single exon. The record is from RefSeq and is a predicted model, not a curated record. Gene Ontology annotation, biological process: system development. Lineage: Eukaryota; Viridiplantae; Streptophyta; Magnoliopsida; Brassicales; Brassicaceae.
UAUGAAGGGAAAAAAGAAAGGGAGAGCAACAAACUUUCAGAGCAAGUCAUAGGUUAAAAGCCCCCUAGCUUUUCUUCGAUCACUUUCAUUCCUCUCUUCUCAUUCUAAGUGAGACUUUCACAGAGAAUAUUAGAAAUCUUGUUCAGAUCUUUCAACUAUUAUCCCCUCUUAUAUCUUCUGAAAAUCAAUUCUAAACCCCAUCUCUUAUAGCUACAUAGACAAACUCUGUAUACCUUGAAAUCUUCGAAAACAUGGGAAGUUACUACUACAGAAGAAAAUCUCGGAAACACAUCACUACUGUUGCCUUCAUCAUCCUUCUUCUUUUGUUUCUGUUUCUUUACGCUAAAGCUUCAUCCUCGUCCUCUCUUGAUAUUCCUCACCACUCAACUCAUGCAAGCUUGAAAAAACCUCGAGUUUUGGAUCCUAACCUUCAUGAUCGCAGUUCCAGAGAUGCGUCAAGAGGAUCGAGAUAUACUCGUGAAGGUGGUGGAAUUUAUUUUGAAGAUAACAAGAGAAGGGUCUUCACAGGUCCAAAUCCUUUGCACAAUAGAUAACUAUUUUCUUUAAUAAGUUUUGUGAAAUUUUGCCUGAAUAAAACAUAUUUGUGAAAGAAAAAAAACAUAUUUAUUUACUUUUUUCUUACUCUGCUAUACAUUACAUCAUACGUGAUCGGCCAUGACUUGUAACGUAUGUUCUAUGUGGAGGUAUGAGAUAAUAAGAGUGUUUGAACAAGAGUCUUUGAAAAAUAGUAGAUAACGCAUCUUCAUAUGAUAAUUAAGAUGAGU